AUGCUGCGUGGAGGAGGACUGGUGCGGACAGGCGUGGUGGCUGGCGUCCGGCUCGGCGCCAAGUACACCAACUGGGUGUUCAACAUUGUGCCGCAUCGUGAGGCGUGGGUGGUGGAGCGGUUCGGACGGUUCCACGAGGUGCUCGAGCCGGGCCUCCGCAUCCUUGUUCCCCUCCUCCAUCGCAUCAAGUACAAGCACUCGCUGAAGCAGGUCGCUGUGGCUGUCCGCGACCAGCGGGCCAUUACUCAGGACAACGUUCUGCUUGCUGUUGACGGCGUUCUCUACUACCAGGUUGUCGACCCGGUCCUGGCUUCGUACGGCAUCGAGGACGUCCACUACGCCAUCACCCAGCUCGCAGAGUCGACCAUGCGCUCGGAGCUCGGCAAGAUGAGCCUCGACAGGACGUUUGAGGAGCGAACGCUGCUCAACGAGUCGAUUGUCUCCAACAUCAAUGCUGCCGCCAAGGAGUGGGGUGUGGUGUGCAAGCGGUAUGAGAUCCGCGACAUCACCCCGCCGCACUCGGUCGUCCAGGCCAUGGAGCUGCAGGUCGCCGCCGAGCGCCGCAAGCGGGCCACCGUUCUCGACUCGGAGGGUGUCCAACAGUCCCGAAUCAACGUGGCUCAGGGCCAGCGGACCGCUAUGAUCCUCGAGUCCGAAGGCCACAAGUCCGAGCUCAUCAACUCGGCCAAGGGUAAGGCCGAGGCCAUCAUCGCCAACGCCGAGGCCUCGGCAGCCUCCAUCCUCAUGCUUGCCAAGGCUGUCGCCUCGCAGGGCGGGAAGGACGCUGUCGGCCUCAAGCUGGCUGAGGAGUACGUCGAGGCCUUUGGCAAGCUCGCGGCGUCGUCCAACACCAUGCUCCUGCCGACUGACGCCAACGAUGUCUCGGCCAUGGUCGCCAAGGCCCUCACCAUGUACGGCUCCAUUUCCAAGAGCCACAACGGCGCCGACGGUGCUGUCGAUCCGACUGCCGCCUCGCCGGACGCCGUCCUUGACGAGCUCGCCGGCCGCACCGGCUCGGUCCUCGCCGCUCACCACUCGGCGUCGGAAGAUGGCGACCUCGGCGACUCCAUCGGCCUCGCCGCCUCCAUCCCAUCGCUUGACGAGCUCACCUCGGCCGCCGACGUUGACCCGCUGCUGGCCGACGGCGACCAUGUCGGCGAGUUUUACGACAACCCGCAGUCGCACGGCGAGCAACAGGGCUGGGGCGAUCCCGACUCGGUCUCGGGCGACUCGCGCCGUCAGACCUGA
This is a messenger RNA of Thecamonas trahens ATCC 50062, 1248 nucleotides long. Its product is annotated as erythrocyte band 7 integral membrane protein. Lineage: Eukaryota; Apusomonadida; Apusomonadidae. Gene Ontology annotation, cellular component: membrane. Bases 1 to 1248 code for a protein of 415 amino acids. The transcript has 2 exons. The record is from RefSeq and is a predicted model, not a curated record.